GCUUAGCACUGCAAACUUCUGGUAACUUCGUCGCCUGUGAAAAAAAGUUUUGCUUUCUACGAACAUGGAUUUAUUCCUAAUCAGUUUUCUGCUAUUUCCCAUCUUUCUAUCAAGUGUAGCAGGGAGCAGAUACGUAUAUUUGGAUAAAUGUGUUAUGCUCCAGUGCUUAUUGGAAUGUUUUUAUAAGGGCUACAUAGUUGGAAAUUGUGAAAAAUCGACGAACUAUGGAGUGAUAACGACAAUCGGGAUAGCGUGCAUAUGUUAUUACCCUGGUGAAAAGUUUGGUGAAAUUGGAAAGAGACAUUGAACACGUAACUUGCAAAGCACACUUACGAUGUCUCCUUGUGCGUGAAUUUCUCAAUUUUUGCC
Molecule: messenger RNA, 369 nt
Organism: Cylicocyclus nassatus
Lineage: Eukaryota; Metazoa; Nematoda; Chromadorea; Rhabditida; Strongylidae
Source: the annotation of a GenBank genome assembly